Molecule: messenger RNA, 1653 nt
Organism: Thlaspi arvense
Lineage: Eukaryota; Viridiplantae; Streptophyta; Magnoliopsida; Brassicales; Brassicaceae
Source: the annotation of a GenBank genome assembly
AUGGGAACUCCCUAUCACACGUUCGCCCACGACGCAACCUUCGCUCCCCCUGUGUCAUACUACGACUACAUCGUCAUCGGCGGCGGAACCUCCGGCUGCGCUCUCGCCGCCACUCUCUCGGACCGCGCUACCGUGCUUCUACUCGAGCGAGGUGAUCUUCCCUAUGGCAACCCCACCAUCAACAACAUCGCCACCUUCGGCGUCACCUUGUCCGAUGUUUCGCCGAACUCCCCAGCCCAGCAGUUUAUCUCCACCGACGGCGUCAUCAACGUCCGUCCCCGCGUCCUCGGCGGUGGCAGUUGCCUCAACGCUGGCUUCUACACUCGGGCCGAAUCAGAUUUUGUGCAGCGGGCUGGAUGGAACCCGCAGCUCGUUAACGAAUCAUACAAGUGGGUCGAGAGAAAGAUUGUGUUCCGGCCGCCGAUGCUGGAGUGGCAGUCGGCGGUGAAGGAUGGCGGGGGUGUUACCCUUCAACGGUUUACGUACGAUCAUAUUAACGGGACCAAGUUUGGUGGGACGAUCUUUGAUCACGAUGGGCAUAGGCAUACGGCGGCAGAUCUGUUGGAGUACGCCGAUCCGAGGAGGAUCAAAGUUUACUUGAAAGCAACGGUGCAGCGGAUCAUCUUCGCUUCGAACGGACAACCAAGACCAAGGGCUACAGGUGUAGAAUUUAGAGAUGCUAGAGGCAACAUGCACAAGGCAUUCCUCAACAAGGGCUCAUUAAAUGAAAUCAUCCUAUCAGCUGGAGCUCUGGGAAGCCCACAACUGUUGAUGCUGAGCGAGGUGUUAUUGGACCAGCCCAUGGUGGGCCAAGGGAUGUCUGACAAUCCAAUGAACGGCAUUGUCAUCCCCUCUCCUAGGCGCGUUGAAAUCUCUCUCAUUCAGGUCGUGGGUAUAACCAGGUUCGGUAGCUACAUUGAGGCCGCCAGUGGUUCCAUCACGGACCAUAUUGGACCUCAUGGGUUUGCACAAUUCCUAGAAAUGUUUGCCAACAGGACUGGCCUAAACGACACUAUGCUUCCCGACAAAGCCAACCAAUUCCCAAGUCGCAGUGCAAAUGCCGGAAUCAUCCUGGAGAAGGUAACAGGUCCGCUUUCCACCGGCCACCUCGAGCUCCAAUCCAGGGAUCCCAGCGACAAUCCCAGAGUCACCUUCAAUUACUUCCAGGACCCCCAGGACCUGCAGAGGUGCGUUCAAGGCAUGAGGACCGUUAUUGAGUUAUGUAACACAAAAAUGAUAUCCUCUCAAAUGAGUUCUUGUCAUGGAUUAACGUACCAUGAUAUCCCUUGUCCAGGUCAUAGAGUCCCGGUCUUUCUCCAAGUUUCGGUACCCUGGGUGUCGGUGGAGACCCUUAUAAGCCUCAUGCUAGGGUUGCCGGUGAACGUGAGGCCGAGGCAUCUCAGCGCAGCAUUUUCUCUUGAGCAGUUCUGCAUUGACACUGUCAUGACUAUUUGGCACUACCAUGGGGGAUGCCAAGUGCGGAGGGUGGUUGACCAGAAUUAUAGAGUGAUCGGAGUUGAUGGUCUGAGGGUGAUUGAUGGGUCCACGUUUGAUAGCUCUCCGGGAACUAAUCCUCAGGCUACAGUGAUGAUGCUUGGGAGGUACAUGGGACAGAGGAUUCUGAGGCAGAGGUUCCGUGGUGGGAAGAAGUAG